Molecule: messenger RNA, 1236 nt
Organism: Archocentrus centrarchus (flier cichlid)
Lineage: Eukaryota; Metazoa; Chordata; Actinopteri; Cichliformes; Cichlidae
Product: formin-like protein 2
Biological process (GO): cortical actin cytoskeleton organization; regulation of cell shape; cell migration
Cellular component (GO): cytosol
Molecular function (GO): actin filament binding
Source: RefSeq, a predicted model, not a curated record
ACUGCAAGCAAGCAGAAGGUCAUCCAGAAGGGGCCCAACAAAGUGGCUUUGCUGGACUCCAACAGGGCAAAGAACCUGGCCAUCACACUGAGGAAAGUGGGCAAGACAUCUGAGGAGAUCUGCAAGGCUAUUCAAUUGUUUGAUUUACGGACUCUGCCGGUGGACUUUGUGGAGUGUCUAAUGCGCUUCCAGCCCACGGAGAACGAGAUUAAAGUCCUGCGACAGUUCGAGAAGGAGCGCAAGCCUCUUGAAAGCUUGACAGAUGAGGACCGCUUCAUGAUGCAGUUCAGCAAGAUCGAGAGGCUCAUGCAGAAGAUGACCAUCAUGGCCUUCAUCGGCAACUUCACUGAAAGCGUGCAGAUGCUUACACCGCAACUACAUGCAGUCAUUGCCGCAUCUGUGUCCAUCAAGUCAUCUCAGAAGCUAAAGAAGAUUUUAGAGAUUAUCUUAGCACUUGGAAACUACAUGAACAGCAGCAAAAGAGGAGCGGUGUAUGGAUUCAAGCUGCAGAGCUUAGACUUGCUACUUGAUACCAAGUCUACAGACCGCAAACUAACAUUAUUACACUACAUAGCCAAUGUGGUAAAGGAGAAAUACACACAAGUUUCCCUUUUCUACAACGAGCUGCACUAUGUGGAAAAAGCUGCAGCAGUGUCGCUGGAGAACGUCCUGCUGGAUGUUAAGGAACUGCAGAGAGGCAUGGACCUGACCAAAAGAGAAUACAGCAUGCACGGUCACAACACCAUGCUCAAAGACUUCAUCACACACAAUGAGAGCAAGCUAAAGAAGCUGCAGGAUGGCAAGAUCGCACAGGAUGCUUUUGAUGAGGUGGUGAAAUUCUUUGGGGAGAGCUCCAAAACCACCCCCCCAUCCGUCUUUUUCCCUGUGUUUGUGCGAUUUGUUAAGGCCUAUAGGCAAGCGGAGGAGGACAAUGAGCAGAGGAGACAGGAGCAGAUUAUGUUGGAAAAACUUCUGGAACAAGAAGCAAUGAUGGAGGAAGACCAGAAGUCUCCAUCCCAUAAGACCAAGCGGCAGCAGCAAGAGUUGAUCCAGGAGCUCAGGAAACAGGUGAAAGACAGUCGCCACGUCUACGAAGAAGAUGGAGCGAUUGAGGACAUCAUUACGGAUUUGAGGAAUCAGCCUUACAGGCGAGCGGACGCCGUACGGAGGAGCGUCAGGAGACGCUUUGAUGAUCAGAACCUGCGGCCGGUCAACAAUGGCGACGUAGUCAUGUGA